AAGCUAACUCAAUAUUAGUGCAGAAAAAGCAGGAAAAUUCAGAGAAAGCAGAAGAAGUCCAGCAAUGGAUGUGGUCAAAACGCAGCAAAUCUCCGCGAGGCUGAUCGAGAAGGUGAUAGUUCACCCGCUGGUUCUGCUCAGCAUCGUCGACAACUACAACAGGGUCGCCAAAGACACUCGCAAGCGCGUCGUCGGAGUUCUGCUCGGCUCGUCGUACAAGGGCACCGUCGACGUCACCAACAGCUACGCCGUUCCCUUUGAAGAAGAUGACAAGGAUCCCAGUAUCUGGUUUCUUGAUCACAACUACCAUGAAGCCAUGUAUUCCAUGGCAAAGAGAAUAAAUGCGAAGGAGCACGUUGUGGGAUGGUACAGCACAGGUCCAAAAUUGCGAGAAAAUGACUUAGACAUUCACGGUUUAUUUAAUGAUUAUGCUCCAAAUCCUGUCUUGGUCAUAAUUGAUGUCCAACCUAAGGAGCUGGGAAUACCAACAAAAGCUUACUGUGCCGUUGAAGAGGUUAAAGAGAAUGCUACCCAGAAAAGCCAGAAGGUUUUCGUUCAUGUGCCUUCUGAAAUUUCUGCCCAUGAAGUUGAGGAAAUUGGAGUGGAACACUUGCUUAGAGAUGUGAAAGAUACAACCAUCAGCACUCUUGCAACAGAGGUUACAGGGAAACUCACAGCCUUGAAGGGAUUGGAAGCAAGACUUAAGGAGAUUCGGGGUUAUCUGGACCUUGUUAUUGAUGGCAAGCUCCCAUUAAACCAUGAGAUUUUGUACCACCUACAGGAUGUGUUCAAUCUACUUCCAAAUCUUAAUGUUUCUGAUCUCAUCAAGGCUUUUUCAGUGAAAACAAAUGAUAUGAUGUUGGUCAUAUAUCUUUCUUCCCUCAUCCGAAGCGUUAUUGCUCUUCACAACUUGAUCAACAACAAGAUGCACAAUAAGGAGCAUGAAAGGGCAGAAGACUCGAAACAAGUUGCCGUAACAGCUGCAGCUGGAAGCUAAGAGUAUUUAAAUACAGCUUGGACGAUUGAGGGACGUCAUCUAUCGAUGAAGAUAACUAAUGCGUACUUUCUUUUCAUUCCAUAUCCUCGCAGAAUCUGAAGUUAGAUUUGGAGGGAUGCCCUGAUUUAGUGAUCACCCCUAAUCUUAUCCCAUGUCCCAGACAGUGCUUUCACUUCCUUUCAAAUAUAUGACAUGCAUUGUGGUAUGCAGUGGGAUCCGAAAAAUAUAGAAUCUGUUCCAAUUUAAGGAUCUUCUUUAACAACAUUACUAGCGCGUCACGUUUAUUUAUUUGAAAUUGAAAUUACUUCGA
Messenger RNA from Pyrus x bretschneideri (Chinese white pear), 1307 nucleotides. RefSeq names its product 26S proteasome non-ATPase regulatory subunit 7 homolog A. NCBI's taxonomy places the organism in Eukaryota, Viridiplantae, Streptophyta, Magnoliopsida, Rosales, Rosaceae. The transcript has 10 exons. The record is from RefSeq and is a predicted model, not a curated record. The coding region runs from base 65 to 997 and encodes 310 amino acids. Gene Ontology annotation, molecular function: protein binding; metallopeptidase activity. Gene Ontology annotation, biological process: proteasome-mediated ubiquitin-dependent protein catabolic process. Gene Ontology annotation, cellular component: proteasome complex; proteasome regulatory particle.